Rubroshorea leprosula is the source of this 1397-nucleotide messenger RNA. The record is from the annotation of a GenBank genome assembly. Lineage: Eukaryota; Viridiplantae; Streptophyta; Magnoliopsida; Malvales; Dipterocarpaceae.
GACCUAUAUGAGACAAAUAAAAGUAUAUGGAUUAAAACUGUUUAUUAUUAAAAUUUACCACCCAUAUGACCAUUUAAAACCCAAUAUCAGAUGGUACUGGAUGGGGGAUCUCCUUUGGUCCUCGCUAUGCUCCCUCUACGGCUCAUCUCAAGUUUCCGGUGCCGACUGCCGAGAAACGUAGAAUCGGAUCUAUUAUGGAUAGAUCUUGUUGCCGAGGUUUUGGGAUCUCCUCUUUCCCGGAAAAGGAAACUAUCAACUCACUCUCAUUUGGGAUCUCCUCCCUUUCCAAUUUGGGAACUCUUUGCCGGUGCAGUUUGUGUUUGCGAGUUCUCUUGGAAUUUUGCUGAUCAUGUGGUAUAGCCUUUUCCAUUGGUUUUUGAGAAGAAUUUCUGUAUGAAUUAAGGCGUUAUUAGCUUGCCUAAUCCCAGUUCGAUUUCUUAAGCUAAUGAGUAUUUGAGAUUAUACUUCUUUGCAUCUUUUCCCCUGAAUGUCUCUCGCUUUUACUGGAUCAACAAAAACAGGAGACAUUUUCCUUAAGGCUGCAAAAAACAUUCUCAAACCAGUUAUUGUGGGGAUUGGAGGAAAAUCCACUUUUAUUAUAUGUGAGGAUGCUGAUGUAGACAAGGCAGCUAAGGUGAAUCAUGAGGCGCUAUUCUUUGGUCUGGUACAUACAUACAUUUACGGCUGCCUGAUUGAUGGAAAUCAGUUCGUGUAGAUACUGGAUUACAUACGAUCCAUAAAAUAAUAGUGCAGUACAUCCCACUAUUUUUUUGUAAUUUAUCAAUCCCCGUACUUUGAUGGUGAAUUAAAUCACCUCAAUUACUUUUUGGUUGAGUUAAAAGAGGAAGGAAUCAAGAUACAGAAGUAGGAUCAGGAGUGUGCAUAUGGCCCCUUACAACAAUAUCCCUACUCCAGCUAGAUUGGCUUCUUCUGCUGUUGGUUUUUCAUGUCUUGGUAAAAUACCUUUUAGUUGUUAUUAAAUAGGAAUUCUGCUGUGGUUCUAUUUGUAGUAUUAUGGUUUUGUUAGUUGUUAUGUAUUUAUGCCUUUUUAUACUUUGCCUUUUAUGAUUCAUUAUCAGGCUGAUGAAUCUGAAAGAAGAUCAGAGCAAAGAUGGUAAAAUUUCAUAAAUAGUGGGGAGUGGACCAAUGAUUUAUGGACAAGGAACUUCAGGUGGAGCUGCAAAUUAUUUUUAUGGGAAAAAGUCAUAAGGAAGGAUGCGUGGGAGUGGAAGUUUGAAAGAUUUUUCGAUAGAGAGUUGAGACUUAACUGGAAAAUGUGUGAAAUACCAUGAUUUCUGAUAGGUGAACUAUUUUGAUUUUUGAAUAGUUUUAUAUUUGUUUUUUAUUUUUAUUUUUAUAAUUUAGAGUUGUCAUAGAAAAAAAACUUAUGUGAUGCA